Messenger RNA from Scleropages formosus (Asian bonytongue), 1019 nucleotides. RefSeq names its product ras-related protein Rab-7L1-like. The record is from RefSeq and is a predicted model, not a curated record. Gene Ontology annotation, biological process: phagosome-lysosome fusion; endosome to lysosome transport. The transcript has 5 exons. Gene Ontology annotation, molecular function: GTP binding; GTPase activity. Bases 42 to 695 code for a protein of 217 amino acids. Gene Ontology annotation, cellular component: lysosome; phagocytic vesicle; late endosome. NCBI's taxonomy places the organism in Eukaryota, Metazoa, Chordata, Actinopteri, Osteoglossiformes, Osteoglossidae.
UUGGAGCGGGUUGAAAAGUACACGAGCAUGUUAAAGUAGUCAUGCCAUUGGAUUAUCUAUUCAAAAUACUAGUUCUCGGACAAUCAAAAGUAGGUAAAACCUCGUUUGUACAACGUUAUGUUAGAGGAGUUUUUAACGAGGGAUACAAAGUCACCAUUGGAGUUGACUUUGCAGUGAGAACAACUGAGUGGUCCAGUGGUCACACUGUAAGACUGCAGUUCUGGGACAUCCAAGGUCAAGAGGACACGUUACCUCUAACAAGAGCCUUUUUCAAAAAUGCACACGCCUGUAUCAUCAUGUUUGACCUGACUAACGCGCAGUCCCUACAAUACUGCACCUUACUGAAGCAGGCUGUGGACUCCGAGAACACUAGUGACGACUGUUUGACAAUACCUUGCGUUCUUGUGGGAAACAAGUGUGACUUGCCAAAUCACAGUGUUUCUGUAAAGGACAUGGAUGAUUUCACAAGUACUAUGAAUUGCAUCACAUGGAAAAACACAUCAGUGAAGGAGAACAAAAAUAUAGAAGAAACUGUGUGGUGCAUUGUUGAAGCAAUAAUGGAAAGGCAACCCAGCGAAGAAACAUUUCCACUGACCAGGAUGGAACUGCAAAAUGAGACUUACGAACUUGAGCCUGGAACAAAAGAGCGUGCCCAACGAACCCUCCUCCAGUCGUGCUGUAGCACUGGCACAUAGAUAUGAACACCACUGUAAGAAAACUUCAAUAGCCCACUGCAGAGACCACUUACACAAAGCACUGCAAUGUGACUACCAGUUCAACAGCCCUUAUUUAAAUUGGCUGAGGACAUUUGGAGUGAAUUGGGGUGACUUUCUUUCAAUAAAUGGAGAUCAGAGUUAAAACAAGUACCACACAGCUGCACUUGAGGAUCAAGUUCAUCCAGGCCCCUUGUAUAGGCAGACAUGUUCUUGUUUCAUCCAAGCAGGGGACAUUUUCAUUUAACUAACCACCUUGUCUGAAGUCAUGUGCAAGAAACCUGUCGAUCAUUUAAAAAAAAAAAA